Humulus lupulus (European hop) is the source of this 1979-nucleotide messenger RNA. RefSeq lists its product as uncharacterized. The record is from RefSeq and is a predicted model, not a curated record. Bases 132 to 1853 code for a protein of 573 amino acids. Lineage: Eukaryota; Viridiplantae; Streptophyta; Magnoliopsida; Rosales; Cannabaceae. The transcript has 9 exons. Gene Ontology annotation, cellular component: cytoplasm.
AUCAAGCCAUUAAAGAUAGUUACUGUUUUUCACAGGCGAAACCCAAAGGGUACACCUUAAAGUUGGAGGUCGGUGCUUAAACCCUGCUUUAGAGCUCCAUUUUGGAAAAAAUAAGUUUUGGGUUUUCAAGUAUGAGAGAAAUCGUCACUCUUCAAGUUGGAGGUUUCGCAAACUUUGUGGGCUCCCAUUUCUGGAACUUUCAGGAUGAAUUGCUUGGGUUGGCUUUGGACCCUCAUGCUGAUCAAGUCUUCCGUAAUCAGCAUUUAAACAUGGAUGUGCUGUACCGUACUGGUGAGACACAUGAGGGCACUGUUUCUUAUACUCCUCGCUUGGUUUCAGUUGAUUUUCAAGGAUCCCUUGGAUCUAUGAGUUCGCGUGGAACAUUGUACAGCGAAAAUUCACAUGUAGAAUCAAAUGUUUUAACAUGGGAUGGUAAUGUUUCUACGCAUGCUUUUGAACCUCAUAAGAAGAAUUUGUUUUUACAACGUUUGUACGAGGAAGAACAUGGAAAUUCAACUCUCACAAAUAAUGUCAAUGAUGGGAAUAAUAGUUUUCAAGAGAUUCAUGAUAAUGAUGUCAUUGAAAGUUUACAAAGUGAUGUACAAUUUUGGACAGACUUUUCAAAAGUUCACUAUCAUCCCCAGAGUUUGUAUGAAUUAACUGGAUUAGGGAUGGAUGCACAAGAAUUUGAUAAUUAUGGGGCUGGAAGAGAUGCUUUCACUGAGGGUUUAAGAGGAGAAGAAAUUGGCGACAGGCUUCGUUUUUUUGUGGAGGAGUGUGACCAUAUUCAGGGUUUUCAAUUCAUUGUGGAUGAUUCAGGAGGUUUCUCUGCUGUAGCUGCAGAUUUCUUGGAGAACAUUGCAGAUGACUACACAAACACUCCAGUAUUGUUAUAUGCUGUUCACGGCGCUGGUUCUCACGUGAACCCCAGAAGCCGGAAGCAGACUGUCUCUAGGGAUCUUCAUGAUGCAGUUUCAUUUUCAAGGCUCUCUCCAUUCUGUAAACUGAUUAUACCUAUUGGCUUACCUUCUUUGAGUACAAGUAAAGCUGCAAUGUACCUCAACAUCAAAGAUGAAAUGCCUUACCAUUCAAGCGCAGUUUAUGCAGCCGCACUACACAGCAUUAGCCUCCCAUUUCGAAUGGAACAAGGUGGGCCUACUGCGGAUCCACGUGAUAUUUCAGGUUCCAUGAAUGUUAAUGAGCUUGUACAGAUGCUAACAGCUCAAGCCAGGGAGAAUAUGGUGACUAUCAUGGAUGUUGCAAUGCCAGCUCCUUCCUUGACUGGGACACAAUUCAAUCAGACUUUGUUAGGUAGUUUGCAGUCAUUGACACCAGAGAUAACCAAGGAUGCGGAAGACUUACAGGCAGUAGAAUCAAUUACUGCCCAUGGAACUUUUAGUUCAGGACUUAAACGGGCUUCAGUUCCUGAAGCAAAAGAUAUGGUUGAAGCUUCUUAUAAACAAGCAACAUCAAGGCCCAUGUUUUGCCAUCUCUCUGUGGCUCAAUGCCCUCUUCCAAUUCCAUUGCCCUUUCCUUCGAUCUUUGGCAACCUCGUUGGGCAACAAGGCGAGCUUCUGGGCAGCCCGAUCACCGGUUACUCAUCGAGAGGUUCUCUUGAUGUUCACUCCAUCCCCAUGGCAGCUAGAUUACGUUCAAGCAGUGCUGUGUUGCCAUAUUUGGAGAAUAGGUUGGGGAAACUUCGUCGAUAUGGAAUUGAGAGAGGAGCACCUGGGGCCCAGCUGCUCAGAAGUUGGGGCUUUGGACAGGAGGAGUUAGAAGACAUGGGGGAGGUGCUAUCAAAAAUGGUGGUGACAUUAAAUCCUGAAUCUUUAAUAUCCUCGGAUUCAGAUUGAUGGUUGUAAAAAUUCUAAACUUCUCUUACCUUUUUGUUUUUUCUUUUUACUUCGACAUAUGGGAUUUUUUUCCUUCACAUUUACUUCUACACGAAUCUAUAUAAAAGAUGACCUUUAUUUGUUCAA